AUGGCAAACACAGCUACCUGCCAGAAUAAUGUGGGAGAAACUCCACAAGGAAAACCUCACAGUGUGUCCUUUCCUAUUGGCUUGAACCAUUAUCAGCUUCACUCUGACCAGGACAAGGGAGAUGGGUCUCUCAAGUACAUUUUAUCAGGAGAUGGGGCUGGUACUCUUUUUAUUAUUGAUGAGAAAACAGGUGACAUUCAUGCCACUCGAAGGAUUGAUAGAGAGGAGAAAGCCUUUUACACCCUUCGUGCCCAGGCUAUUAACAGAAGAACUCUGAGGCCAGUGGAGCCCGAGUCAGAGUUUGUCAUAAAAAUCCAUGACAUUAACGACAAUGAACCAACAUUUCCAGAAGAAAUAUAUACUGCUAGUGUUCCUGAAAUGUCAGUAGUCGGUACUUCUGUGCUGCAAGUCACAGCUACUGAUGCCGAUGACCCUUCAUAUGGAAACAGUGCCCGUGUCAUCUACAGCAUACUUCAGGGACAGCCAUAUUUCUCUGUGGAGCCAGAAACAGGCAUCAUCAGGACUGCUUUGCCAAACAUGAACAGAGAAAACAGGGAGCAGUACCAAGUAGUUAUCCAGGCAAAAGACAUGGGAGGCCAGAUGGGUGGAUUAUCAGGGACCACUACGGUGAACAUCACACUGACUGAUGUCAACGACAAUCCGCCGCGAUUCCCUCAGAACACCAUCCACCUCCGCAUUCCAGAAACUUCCCCAGUUGGCACUGCCAUUGGCAGUGUAAAAGCCACUGAUGCCGACACUGGGAAAAAUGCAGAAAUGGAAUACAGAAUAGUUGAUGGUGAUGGAACAGAUAUGUUUGACAUUGUGACACAAAAGGACACACAGGAAGGCAUCAUAACUGUGCACAAGCCACUGGACUAUGAGACCAGAAGGCUUUAUACACUGAAAGUAGAGGCUGAGAAUACCCAUGUGGAUCCACGAUUUUAUUAUCUUGGGCCUUUUAAAGAUACUACAAUUGUAAAAAUCUCCGUGGAAGAUGUGGAUGAACCUCCUGUCUUCAGCAGAUCCUCUUACCUUUUUGAGGUGCAUGAAGAUAUCGAGGUGGGGACAAUCAUAGGAACUGUGAUGGCACGGGAUCCUGAUUCUGCUUCAAGCCCUAUCAGAUUUUCUUUGGAUCGUCACACUGAUCUUGACAGAAUAUUUAAUAUACACUCUGGAAAUGGAUCCAUCUACACUUCCAAACCACUUGACCGCGAGAUAUCACAGUGGCACAAUCUUAGUGUUAUAGCAGCCGAGAUCAACAAUCCCAAAGAUACCACUCGUGUUUCUGUUUCUGUUCGAAUUUUGGAUAUUAAUGACAACGCCCCACAGUUUGCUGUAUUCUAUGAUACUUUUGUAUGUGAAAAUGCAAGAGCUGGACAGCUAAUACAGACCAUAAGUGCAGUAGACAAAGAUGACCCCCUUGGAGGACAAAAAUUUUUCUUCAGUUUAGCUGCUGUUAACCCAAACUUUACUGUUCAAGAUAAUGAAGAUAACACUGCCAGAAUUUUGACAAGAAGAAAUGGCUUCAAUAGACAUGAAAUAAGCACCUAUUUCCUGCCAGUGGUGAUAUCGGACAAUGACUACCCAAUCCAGAGUAGCACUGGCACUCUGACAAUUCGAGUGUGCACCUGUGACAACCGUGGUAACAUGCAGUCCUGUAGUGCUGAGGCCUUGCUCCUUCCUGCUGGCCUGAGCACUGGUGCUCUAAUUGCUAUUCUCCUCUGCAUCAUUAUACUUCUAGUUAUAGUGGUGCUAUUUGGUGCUCUGAAGAGGCAGCGAAAGAAAGAGCCUCUGAUUCUGUCUAAAGAGGACAUCAGAGACAACAUUGUGAGUUACAAUGAUGAAGGCGGUGGAGAGGAAGAUACUCAAGCUUUUGAUAUUGGCACACUGAGAAAUCCUGCAGCUAUGGAAGAUAAGAAGCUUCGACGAGAUAUUAUUCCUGAAACAUUAUUUAUACCACGGAGAACUCCUUCAGCAGCAAAUAAUACAGAUGUCCGAGAUUUCAUUAACCAAAGGCUAAAGGAGCAUGAUACUGAUCCCUCUGCACCACCAUAUGAUUCACUUGCAACCUACGCCUACGAAGGAAAUGAUUCUAUAGCUGAGUCCUUGAGUUCCUUAGAGUCAGGUACUACUGAAGGAGACCAAAACUAUGAUUACCUCAGAGAAUGGGGCCCUCGCUUUAACAAGCUAGCUGAAAUGUAUGGUGGAGGAGAAAGUGACAAAGACACUUCUUAACCUCCAAUAGGGUCCAUUUGAGAGGAAGUAAUUUUACAGACACCUUCUCCACUCAACAAUAUUUAACAUUCAGGAAAAUUUUCCUGCCACUCAGCACAAUGGUUUUCUUUCUAAUUUGUUCAUUGUCAUUCAUUCUUUCUAGUAGGAUAUCAUGGAAUAUAUACAGCAUUUUAUUUAAUCACCUUCCAAGAGCCAAAGCUAUGGAAAUUCAGUGUUGUCCAUUUUAGUAAGUAAAAGUACUUUCACAAGCUUGAACAGGGUGAUAUUCCCUUAAGCAACCUCAUGUACAAGCCGCUUUUGUUAGGUACAUGUCCUACCCUUGCAAGUGCAGCUUUUAAGAAGGUGAAGAAAAAAAGUAUGUCCAGUUCUGUACAUUAAAAUUUUAAAAAAAUGUACAUGUGGUGUUAAUAAGUGUGAUAUGCAGCUGGUUUAAAAAAAAGUUUGUGCAACUUCAUUUCAUCAAAUUCUAU
Messenger RNA from Chelonoidis abingdonii (Abingdon island giant tortoise), 2705 nucleotides. The record is from RefSeq and is a predicted model, not a curated record. NCBI's taxonomy places the organism in Eukaryota, Metazoa, Chordata, Testudines, Testudinidae.